Molecule: messenger RNA, 7280 nt
Organism: Dromaius novaehollandiae (emu)
Lineage: Eukaryota; Metazoa; Chordata; Aves; Casuariiformes; Dromaiidae
Gene: THRB
Product: thyroid hormone receptor beta
Exons: 12
Coding region: 698-1807 (369 amino acids)
Biological process (GO): cell differentiation; retinoic acid receptor signaling pathway; positive regulation of transcription by RNA polymerase II
Molecular function (GO): nuclear receptor activity; RNA polymerase II cis-regulatory region sequence-specific DNA binding; zinc ion binding
Source: RefSeq, a predicted model, not a curated record
CCCGCCCCGCCCGCCGGACCGGGGACCGGCGCCGCCGCCGCCGCUUCUGGGGGCGGCCGCCGGGCCGGCAGCGGGUCCGGCGCCGCCGCUUGGCCCCGCUCCCCCCUCCCCCGCGCGAGGCGGCCCCGGCCCCGCCGUCCCGCCGCCUCCCCCGCGGGGUCAGCCGGGGACAGCGCCCGCCUCCCGCCGCAGGAAGCGCCGCAGCCGCCGCGGCGCCUCCCGCGCGGCGCUCGCCUGUGGCAGCUCUGUUUGUCACUUGUGCUGCUGGCUGCGGAGUGGUGGUUAGAAGAGCGGCGCUUUUCAGGGUCCAGCGUGGCCACGUGGACUGAGGUCAAUAUUGUCGUCACCGGCAGCUUUGCGAAAUGGUUUCUAGAGAUGAGCACAAGAGAGACUCUUGACUUUCUUCUGUAUGGCUAGGUCCUGGUGAUGAUCUUUGAUCAAGCUCAUGGUAAAGUAAUACUUCAGGAAGUUAACCUAUCCUCCUGAUAAAGUGAAAGAACUGAAAAUGAAGCUCGAAUAAGCACACUCCGUGACAUGGUUUUGGCCCGCACCAACUAGCACACUCCCAGAUGACACCUAUGGCAUGAUUCAGGAGAUGGCGUGGGCGAGGGACUGUUCUCAACAGGCAUUACUGAAAAGGUGACAUUGGUGACAGAAGAAGAACAAGAAUGAUUACUUAUCCAUAACUCCCAGCAGUAUGUCAGGGUAUAUACCCAGUUACUUAGACAAGGAUGAGCUAUGUGUAGUAUGUGGGGACAAAGCCACUGGAUAUCAUUAUCGCUGCAUCACUUGUGAAGGUUGCAAGGGUUUUUUUAGAAGAACCAUUCAGAAAAACCUCCAUCCAACCUAUUCCUGUAAAUAUGAAGGAAAAUGUGUGAUAGACAAAGUAACAAGAAACCAGUGCCAGGAAUGUCGCUUCAAAAAAUGUAUCUUUGUUGGCAUGGCAACAGAUUUGGUGUUGGAUGACAGCAAGCGGUUGGCAAAGAGGAAGCUGAUAGAAGAAAAUCGCGAAAAGAGACGUCGGGAAGAGUUGCAGAAAACAAUCGGGCACAAACCAGAGCCAACAGACGAGGAAUGGGAGCUGAUCAAAAUUGUCACUGAAGCACAUGUGGCCACCAAUGCACAAGGAAGCCACUGGAAGCAGAAAAGGAAAUUUCUGCCAGAAGACAUUGGACAAGCACCAAUAGUCAAUGCCCCAGAAGGUGGGAAAGUGGAUUUAGAAGCCUUCAGCCAGUUUACAAAAAUUAUCACACCAGCGAUUACAAGAGUGGUGGAUUUUGCCAAAAAGUUGCCUAUGUUUUGUGAGCUGCCAUGUGAAGACCAGAUCAUCCUUCUGAAAGGCUGUUGUAUGGAGAUCAUGUCACUCCGUGCAGCAGUUCGCUAUGACCCUGAGAGUGAGACUUUAACACUAAAUGGGGAGAUGGCGGUGACAAGGGGCCAGCUGAAAAAUGGGGGUCUUGGAGUGGUAUCUGAUGCCAUUUUUGACCUGGGCAUGUCUCUCUCAUCAUUUAACCUGGAUGACACUGAGGUUGCCCUUCUUCAGGCUGUUCUGCUCAUGUCAUCAGAUCGCCCAGGUCUUGUCUGCGUCGAGAGGAUAGAAAAGUGCCAAGAGGGUUUCCUCCUGGCAUUUGAACACUACAUUAAUUACAGAAAACACCACGUUGCACACUUUUGGCCAAAACUGCUGAUGAAAGUGACAGACCUGCGGAUGAUCGGAGCCUGCCACGCCAGCCGCUUCCUGCACAUGAAGGUAGAAUGCCCCACCGAACUCUUCCCUCCACUCUUCCUGGAGGUGUUUGAGGAUUAGAAACUGGAGCGCUCCUGCAUCCCCAUAGCACUACUGGCUGCCAUUUCAUUCCAUCGCCCGGCUCUUCAGACAUUUGUUUGUUCUUCAUACCUUGUUCUGCUCUGUUUCUUGAGGCGGGGUUGGGUUUUCAUUUUGGGUUGCUGAGGAGCUGUUGUAUACACAUGGAUGAAAACAUCCCUUUAAUGCGGGUACUUGUGACUAUUGCAGUUUGUUCCUCGGUCCUUUGAUGUGAGUGCUUUGACAGCUUAACAGUGAAAAUACAAACGGACCAGUCUCAUUCACCAGCACUUAUGUGGUCACCAGCUCACAUGCAUCAUUGCUUGGAGAAUUUGGAAGAUAAAUUGAAGUGGCAGAAAAUAAAUUGGCCUCCAAAUUAAAAUGGCUAUUGGUAAUUUGACCCUGGCAAUUCAGUCUAGUAUUUUGCAAGGCACAAGUGACCAUUUCAUGAGAUGAAAUUUCUAGUCUUUGUGGUUGUUUCUGUUGUAGCAAUUGCCCUUAUGAUCUAGGACCUUCAUCGUCGUCAUGAUCCCAUCAUUAUCUGAGGAUUGUCCAGCAGAUAUGGUGUAACUGUGCCCCAUAAAUCAAAUAUUUAAAAAAAAACAGAGUGGUAGAAGGGACUGACUCAUUUUCUUUCUAUGUUUAUAAAAAAAGAAAGUAAUAUCCUUCAGUUCUUACUACAUUUGGGCUCCAGGUAACUUCACUGGAAGGUCUUUUGGAGUAAGGAGGGAAAUUUGAUCCUCUGAGGUGCUUUUCCUGAGAGUGGAGAGGUCUGCUUUUUCCGAGGUGUGUGGAGCACUCUGAAGGAGUAGGCUCUUUAUCAAGCUACCAGGAUUUCCUCAGAGUUAUUCAAGGAUGUGCAUCAUCACGGAAUGAUGAUAAGGAGAAUGAAACGUUGUGAUGACCUCCAGAUGGGAGAGAAACCAACUGUGUUAUUAACAAUGCUCAAGACUGGACAGCUUUAUCCCAGUAAUACAAAUAGUGUUGCUUGGCAGUAAUCUUUUGUUUUAUAUAUAUAUAAAAGUUUAUAUGCACAUAUAUAUAUAAUUUUAUAUAUAUAUAAUUACAAAUCUUCAGCAGAUGUCUUAAGCAUAUUUCCGUAUUUUUAUCUUUGCUCUGUCUCCUUCUCUCACCCUCUUCUCUGUGUGUGUGUGCAUUUAUGUGUGUUGAUCAGCUAGGUUCGCUCCCACCUUGGCAUAUGUAUGUGUUUUAUUUGGCUAGAUUCUCUCUUGAUUCCUUUAAAUAAUUUAUUUCCAUUAACUGCACUAGCAGGAACUAAACUGAGCAAUGACAGGAUGUCCUGCUGCCAAAAUCUGCGCACCAGUACUCACAAUACUGGAAUGUUUGGGCCUGUAAUGAGGGCAUUAUAGGUAGAGGUUCUUCUUCAUCAUCCAUCUCCAUUCAGGGUUGUUCUUCCCUGGAGUUUGUAAACUUGAUAUUAAACCAUUCUCUGAAUUUGUGUGAUACAUCAAAAGCAUCUUUCUGUUCUUCUUGGGAACUCAAAGACUUCGUUUGCAUAUUCCACAUUUCCUCAUAUCCCCCAUUCUGUUGUGUUCUACAUUCAUUUGUAUCUGUUUCUCUGCUAUUUAUUGAUGUAUUGCCCGGCAAGUCAGUGGGCGUGGUUAGGGUGGAUGUCUUGACUUUCAGAGCUCAUGGCCCACAUUUAAACCUUUAUGUUUUGCAUUUAUCUCCUCAUGAAAAUAUGAUACUCAGGAACUUAUCUCCUAGAUGGUACACAAUGUGUGUGGGGGGGGAGGUUAAAUUCUUUCCACCUCUGUUUCACUAUGUCAGUGACUAAAGCCUUUGGAGGGUUAUAGGCUCUGUUUUCAGGGGCGUGGAAUCUUGUUCUCCCUGUUCUUUGAAAUCAUAUGCUCCUGUAAUAAGUUGUAAGCAUUGAUGUUACUGCAUAGCAGUUUGUGCCCAUAAUUUUGUGAGAAUAUAAAACAAAGCGGGGUGUUUAGAGUUUUUUGCAGGUAGCAAGGAAGCCAGGCCAUUGGAAAUUUGCCCUUAAAUGUUUGGUGAAGUUGAAGAACAUCUGUUGUGGGCUGUGUUUGCUCCAUCUCAAAGCAUAUGUUUUAACGAUAUGUCUCUAGCCAAAUCCCUUAUACAGCAGUGUGUCUUGCAGACAAGGAGUUGAAAACUUUUUAGCCUUUCGGAACAAGAGGCCAGACAAUGUGGUGAACUGACAUGCAUUCAGGUCUGCAGAGUCUUGCUCAGAUGAGCAGCACGAAUAAUCAGUGAAGCAUUUUAGCUAUCUGAUUUGGAGAUGGCUUGAGAAGGCACUGACAGCAUAUAUGGAAAGCAAAACCAUUGCGCAAAACUUAGUCAAGUCAAUGAGGAUGUCAGAUAUUUUUGGAAUGCUAACUAAAACAGCUGAUCCAUUAUUUGCUUCUAUACUGAAAAUGUCUGGCAAAAAAGAAAAGUAGUACAUGUCUUUUGGAGUUUUGUUUCGCCAUCGAUCUGAGGAUCCUGCUGAUGCCAGUCUGAGCAUCUCACCUGAUUACUCCUAAAUGUGAGCUUGGAUUAGUGUAUGAUCUUUUGACUGUGCUACAGAGAUAGAGGAGGAAAAACAUCGCUUUUCUUCUGGAUGUAUUCACAGUGACCUCACUACAAGGUGCAUGAUACUUUGACUGUUUUUCAGAGGUUCAGUUCUUGGAGUCAUGCUGCUACUUGAGAGGUUCAGCUCUGAUUAAGAUCAGCAAUUUUCAUCCACUGGGUUAUAAAGAAAAUCAAUAGCCUAAAUGUUAAAUAAUGAGAUGGGAAAUAACUAUCCAACAGUGACUUUGCCUAGCUCAUAACUAUUGGAGCCCUUACUUCUGGUUCUUGAACGCUUAGGAUUGACAGGAUUGCAUUAAUCAAAAAAUAAAGAAAGAUCAGAGGUUAAAAAAAUAUGAAAGAGUGACUGGAUUGACUUGUGGAAGCUGCAAGAGAUGAAAGAACUCGAAACACCUGGGAGAGAACUGCACUUUGAGACAGUGCUGAGAAUUAACACGUCACACACUGGCUGCUGCAAAAACAGUUGCUGAUGCAGGAAGCUGCUCCCCCCAGGAUCUACCAUGACAAGAUAUGAAGUUUUAAAACACAGCCUGCAUAAAUGGAUGUCUGAAUUCAAGCACCUAAGCUCAUUUAGGCAUCCAAGCUAAUGGCCUGACUUCCCAAGAUGAUGAUGCAGUUUGGAGUUGUGGGUAAUCAGGGUUCAGAAAAUCGGGCCGCCUUCCUUAGAGGACUGCAGAUGGGCUGAAGUGCCUAGGGUUUGGCAACCAACUUUGAAAGGCUUGGCAGUGCUUUAAGCAGAAAGGACGUAUAGCAGCAUAUUUUUCUCAUGUUUUAGAUUAAGUUCAAAUCUGGCACUGAUUACGAGAGGGGAAUUAGUAUUCCUCAGUUUAAAACUAAGAUCAGGCUCUUAGUUUGACACAUUUGAUCUACUGACAUCUAAUGGCCUGACUCUGAUCUCCUACCAGUCUUAUUUUGUGUGACGUCAUUGACUUCCUCAGUAUGACUCCUGAUUUACACGAUCAUGAAAAGAAAAUUAGAACAUGAGGAUGCUCCUGCAGACUCUUACCAGUGGAUAGUGACCUUAGCCUUGCAAAGACUUAUGGACAUACCUGCUUUUAUAUACCAGUGGUCUUGAGCCAUUCUAGGACUGAGCCACUGGAUUUGCCAGCCUGAGUAGCAGACAUCAGUACUGCAAUCAGCAGGGUUUGUGGGAACCGGCCUUUUGACUGAAAUAACAAACCUGCACUUUUCAGUGCAGUCCAUAGUCUUGUUUCUGAUGGUGCCACAUAACUCUCAUUUUUGCUUUGUGGUCUAUAUGUGGGUUUUAUAUAGAAGAUUCUUCCUUUCAAACCUGAUUGUCAUCCUUCAUGUUUUUGCCCUGAAUAACAUAUGCAUUUAGGUAUUCAUUUCAUGUGUAAUCUCAGUUAAGUUAUGAUAUUUAUAUUGACAUAUGUAGUGUGUGAUAAUGAUUUUCGUUUACAUUCUGCCAAAAUGUAGACGUUAGAGUUAGACCUGCAAGGUCCAAAAUCAUCCCUGAGCAAAGCGCUUGUUUCUUCAGAGGCAAGCAUCAGAAAGAGGAAAAGCUGUCCAGAAGGAAAUAUUUGUAUCAGAAAUCUGCCAAGACAAGGCUGUAGAUCACAAGCAGAGCAUGUCAUUGCUAGUGAUGUAUUUUUAUGCUAUGGAACUCUAACCUGUAUGUGUCAUAUUGACUUUUUGCUGCAUGAAUCAUAAAUUAUAAAAAUCAGUCUUAUGGUUUUGAGAUGUAGCCAGCAUUUCUAAGGCUAAACCUUUUUCAUUGACAGAAUCAAAAUCCACAACCCAGGAACAUACUCCUCUCACUGUGAGAGCAAUUGAAGUGUUCAACAUUUACCUUUUCACAAAGGUAGAGACAACAGGACCUCUUAAUGUGUCUUGUUAUUGUGAUCAUCUGGAAAUGAUUGCCAGACGUUUCCUUUUGAUAUAGCAGUGAAGUGAUCCAUAUUUGAAUUUUAUAGAGAGAAAUUUUAUUCUAGUGUGAUAGAGAUUUAUUUUCCACUUAAAGAUUCAAAACAGUGUGAGCACAUUUUUUUACUAUGGUAUAUUUUUGCUUUAAAAUUAAAAACAAAAAAAAAGGUUUGGCCUUAUCACAAAGUUUUAGUGUGUCGUAUAGAUGUUAGCAAAUGCAAAAAGUAUGCAUUAUUUGUGUGUAUUCACAUUGACUGAUGUCGCCUUCAAAAAGCAAUAUUGUGCAGGUAAAAAGUUGUUUGUGACUGUCCAUUGCACAGUUUACCUUCUUUAAAAGCUAACCUUGUUUAUGCACAAGACAAUCAAAUGUAAGUCUACAUCAGCACCCGGGUGUAGAUUAAAUUUAUGUAAAUUACUGAGCACAAUGUAAAACAUUACAAGACACUUUAUUUAAUUAUACAAUUAAUGUUAGUAAAGAUAGUAUCAGGGCAUGAACUAGCUGACAUACUGUAAUUUCUUUUUCUCCUUUCCUAUUUCUGUAGCACUCUUCAGUUUUAAUUUGCUCAUAAAUACAUCAAAUUAGUCAUUCAUUAUUUUUUUGAAGAGCAGGGUGAUUUGGGUUUUUUUUGUUUGUUUUUAUGAAGUCAGUUGGGAGGACUUCUUUCUUUGUCUGUGAGGUUUGUGGGUUUUGCUUAUUUGGUUUAUUUUUUUUAUACCAGUUUCAUGCCCUGAGGUAAGGCAAACAUUACACAGUACAGUAAAAAACAAAGUACCUUGGAUGAUGUAUUUUUUUGCAAACAGUGUUAAGUGAUAUGCUAGAUUGGUAAUAUUUUUUCAGUCUAAAAUAUAUUAAAAAAGAAAUCCGUGAUCACAAAUGUUUUAAACUAUCUAAAGAGAAAAUUUGUAUAUUUGGGGGAAGAAAAUAAUUUUUACAUAGCUUUUGUAUGCAGAUAUUAAAAUGUAAUUAUGACUAUAGUGGGCAUAGAUAACUGUGUAAGCUUCAAUUCUAAAAAAAGAAAAAGCUUAUAACUGAAAA